AUGGAUAAUAUAAGGGAUAUCAAUACGAAGAAGGAAUCUAAUAAGUCAAAAAAUGUUUCGGAACAUUUUAUAGAACUUUGUUUGAGGGAUUUGAUAGUGGAGGAGAAUUGGAAUUCUACAGAAAGUAAACACUACAGAAAUUUAUUGAAUUUGUAUCAUCGGAAAAUGAAUGAAUGCCAGACACAAAAAAAUAAAUUGAAAGUGAGCGAUAUUGAAAUAGAGCGUCUCAUACUAGCCGUCAGUAAUUUGAUGUCAAAACUAGAAAAAUUACUGACCAGUGGAUAUGGUGACAAAAUAUUAUGUCCAGUAUCGUUUCCAGAUGGCUGCGAUGGUAACGAUGGUCGUGACGACGCCACUAGUUUGGAAGUGAGUCAUACAAUCUGAUAGUUGCAUGGAAUACCUUAUGAAAGUGUGAAAGAGGUUAGGUCAGGCUUUAACCUUUUUAAAAAAUGAUUCUUAUCAAAAUUCAAUUAUCCAAGUUUUGAAGGGCAUAAAAAUUUAUGAUUUUUACAAAAUUCUAUCUUACAAUUUAUAAAAAAAAAGUGCAUUAAAUUUAAUUUUUUUUUACUUCUUAGUAUGAAUUAUAAUGAACUUUCUAUCAAAUUUUCAAUCAUUUCUGUUUAGUAUAAAUAUUUUAUUUACAGAGUACUUACCAAAUAAAUAUUACGUAAAAUCUUACAAAAUUAAAAAUGUCUAUGAAAAAUUCAAAAAUGGCUAAAUGUCUUGUAAAUUGUAUCACGUAUAGAAAAAGCGAAUAUAGGUUUCUGUCAAGUUCCUAUGAAUAUUUUGAAAUUAAUUAUUACCUAAAAAAACAAAAUUAAAAAUAAUAAAAGCAUUAUUUUCGUAAAUUGUUCUGUUCUUCCUAAAACUGCUUGGAAAAUAAAAAAAAUGAUCUUACUAAAGUAAACGCACGCAAUAGGUACGUUAUAUAUUGAUAUACAUAAAACGAUAUACUUAUAUACGACCAUAUUGUGACCAGAUGUAAAAAUCCAAAAAAAUGUACAUUUUAAAAUUUAGGUCCUCCCUUGAAAGAAUUAGCCCAUGUGUAUUGUGUAUACUAUUCUACCUAUUUUACCCAUAGCUUAUUUCCAUCUAUAUAUAUUUUUUUUUUAUCUGAUUAUUAUGUUAUUAUUUUUUAAAUUAUCAACAUUAAAAACUAAUUAUUUGAAAUCAUAAUGACAAUUCAUUUGGUCUGUGUCUUUAUGAUGAAAAUAAUUAUAAAUUUAAGUAACUUUAAGUCAUCUUAACGUACACAGGUAUAAUUAAAGUACACAUAUUUAAAUUAAUUUUUAAAGGUAAACAUUUAAAUAAAUAAAUACGAAACUUUAUCAAUAUAUGUUACCAACAUAUUUAUAUUUUUUUUAUUUAUUAUUUAUAAUUUUCAAAAAAAAAAGUACAAUUUUUAUAUACGUAACACUAUUGUCAAGGAUAUAGGAUAACAUAUCAAUAAAGAGUACUAUUCUAUGAAAAAUAGUACUUCUGAUCACCAUAUGUAUAAUAGUUGAUUUAAAGUCACAAUAUUAUUAUUCUGUAAUAUGCAUUUACAGUUUCUCAAAAUCAAUAAAACAUACAAUUCUAUGCAAAUGGAAAUAGUAUCAUUUCAUUCAGUAUAACGUCUCUAGGGCCCCUUAUUCUUGAAUUGCUGUGAUAAUUUAUUACGUGUGAUAUUCAUAAAUUAUCAUAUGAAUAUCACAACUAUCGGUUUUGGUAUUCUUGAAUUAGUUUUUGAUAAUUAAAACGAUACAUGCCUAACCAUCUUACUGGUGAUAUUGGUUACCAGUGAUAACUCAUCACUGUUAUUAUCAGUUUAAUCUAAUUCGUCUGUUGUUCCAUUCUUUAGAUAUUUUUACCUUAUUGGCUUAUCUUGCCAAAAGUAAUAUAGAUGCAGCAUUCUGAAUAAAAAUUAAAGAGUAAAUAGACUCCUUUUUCAGUGUUAUCAUUUUACCAAAAUUGAAAUACUGUAACAAUAUGAGGGCAUCUUGCAGUUCGGCCCCGCGAGAUAACAGCCAUAUUUAUCUCAUACAACAAGCGCUUAAAUCAAGGUCACCCGAAAAAGCAGGAGUACUAACUUUGAAAUAUAAAAAUUCCCAUUUUUAUUAUGCAGCUAUCACAAAAAGAACGUUAUAUUCUAAUAUACAUUAAUAAUUUUAAUUAUAUUUAAAAGUAUUUUAAGCAGCUUUUGUACAUUUCUAAAUUUUUAAGAGUAUUAAAAAUAAAUAACAAUAGAUAAUAAAGAAAAAUAAAUUAUAAAUUAAACUACAUUUAUAUGGCCACUGGUUAUGGUUAAGUGUUAAUCAUUUUUAGAUAUAGUUUAUACUUAAUUUUAGAAUUAAUUAAUCUAUUACCGAAUUCAGAAGUAAGAUUAUUAUCGACCAACGGACUGAUUAUGGAUAAAUACUGUACCUUAUCCAGGAGCAGGGUGACAAAUUUAUAAACUCCAAAUUCGUAAUGAUAAUAUCAAUUCUAUGAUUUAUUUAUUAAUUUUAAAAUGUAUUAAUAAUUAAUUUACAGUUAUAGAAUGGUUAAUAAAAUAGUUUAUUUGUAACUAAUAGUAUUUCCAGGAAAAAAUGUUACUUCUUAUUUAAGUUCAAUGUGAUCUAACGGAACAAAUUUUCGUAAAUAUACACCUUUUUAGUGUCAAUAGUUGAAGGUUGAAUUUUGUUACACGACCGUCAUAGGGAUCGCCGCCUCUUUAUUACUCUACGGUUAUUAUUUACAAAUUAUCUUGGCCAUUAUCUUUUAAUUCAUCGUAAUUUCGUGAUGCUACUUGUUACUCGUGCAUUUAUAGUUAACAAUUAUUUUUUAUUUAUCUUAUUAAACGAAAUCGAAUUAAGACAAUUUAGAAAAUAAAGAAUAUGCUUCCUUUAAAUUACCGAAAACCAAACCGCAAUUAAUGGUUUAAUGAUUUUUUUUUUUUUAUUGUCAGAUAACAUUUUAAUAAAAAAAAUUAUAGACUGACUCAGUGAGAGUAAAAAUUGUGGAACAUUUACCUUCUUAAAGCAUGUUUUCCGGUCAUUAUACCGAUUAACCGCCGUAUUUUAGAAACCAUCAUUUAUCCUUUUAUUUUGUCUUUAAAUUAUUUUAAAUUAGUAUUAUGUACUUAAUAAAGUUAAAUAAUAAGUUUCAUAGAUACAUAACUCACGAACUGAAAAUUAUAUUCAAUACCUACUGAUAAAGUAUUAAUUUCAAAUGAUAUAAUGCAUUAACGCUACAUUGAUUCAUGUAAAAUACCACAUACCAUUUUGUUUUUGUUUAUCAUAUAACUCAUUUAUUUUGAUUUCCCGUUCAAAAGGCUUACUAAUACAACUAAUGUACAAUAUAAUUCAAAUAAAACAGGAAUUCACAAAAAAGCUAAUGGACAACCUGUGUGCGUGUGAAAAUCUGACUGAAGAAGUGUCAGGAAAACUGGCCGUUGUCAAAGCCUUGCUGGCUCAGUCGGAGAAUGAUGAAGAGCAUCUGAGGAACAGGGUGAAAGCGUUAAUUACGAUUGGGUGCGAAUCGGCACAGAUCAAGUCCUGGGACAGGGACGAGGAUGAAAUCCGGACGGAGGUAGAUAGAAUGUCGGAUGAGUUGAUGAACGAUGGCGGAACGGAUGUGCGGAACUUGAGAUUGACGACCGAGCGAAAAACCGAGGCCUUAGACGAGACGGUGAUCCCCAUCAUGGACGGUGCGAUAGACACGCUGAGGUGCGUGUCUACGAUAGUAGCAGACAACAUCAGACUGGCGACCGAGUUAGAAGGAAGUAGGGUAGCCGAGGAAACGUUGGGCGUCAAACUUAUCGCGCUGCGGUCCGCGGACGAGUGUCGUCAACGCACCGGUUCGAUGACCGUGGCGACGGAGGAGGAAAACGCGCAACGGCAGCAAUUUCGGAAUGAGAAACAGCGGCCGUGUUCGUCAUCGUCAUCGAUUGGCGACUAUAACAGUCCGGAAUGCACGGUAUCUCGCGUGUCGUCAUGCGCGACUUUGGUCUGCGAUUAUCAUACAGACGGCCGGACAAGGCUAACGUCAUCGAGUUCGUUGUCCGUCGUCGACGGGUCAGCCGUUUAUAAUAAUUAUAACGGUGAUUUUCAACGAUCCCGUUCGUUGGAACUCAUAACUCCGUGUGUCUCCAUUGAAUCCGUCGAUAAAUCAUUUUAA
Molecule: messenger RNA, 4137 nt
Organism: Cinara cedri
Lineage: Eukaryota; Metazoa; Arthropoda; Insecta; Hemiptera; Aphididae
Source: the annotation of a GenBank genome assembly